AUGGAGCCUACCCGUGUACCCAGGGCCCCUGGUCCACGUCUCAUUUUCCUCGUCGCCACGCUGGCUCUCACUUUCGCAGCGACCGGAUUGUUGUGCAGUGCCAUAAUGUCGGAUCACUGGGAGGAAGUUGGCUGGGAUAAGGAGGCUUUGACCCACGCUAAUGUCACUCUCACGUGGUACUUGGACGGUCAGGUGGCGAUGCUCGAGCCUGGUCCAGGACACAGGAAACAUCAUUCAGGCAGACGACGUACAUUCCUCGUCCCGAUGUACGGCGGUAUCUGGAUCAUGUGUGUCUCACUCGCUGAGGAGGAAAUACGACUACUGGGUCAGGUAGGUUUUCCGCAAGAGAGGUGCAUUAACUACUUGACGCCCGACGAAGCACACGAGGAGAUCCGUGUCGCCUGGCAGAAUCGGAUGCAGAACUUGAGUAUCUCCUGUUCCCUAGUCUGCCUGAUAAUCCUUGGAACCGCCGUCCUGAUCGGAUUUUUUGGACUGUGCAGGCAUCAAAUAUCGGCGGUCCUCAUCACAGGCGUGAUGUAUCUUCUAGCAGCCACGUUCGCGUUGUUCACCCUGACGAUCAUCCACUUCAAGAGGGCCCAGGAUCGCGGUGCCAGGAUACUGGACGGCCCUGAGGAUGGUGUGAUCGGUGGACCGGUUCCACGUAACGUUCUCAAGGCCAGACGAUUCAACAGCUCCUGGAGCAUGGACUUCGGAUGGGGAGGCGUCACGCUCUGCGCCCUCGCCUCGGUCGCGUGGAUCUUGCUCAGCAAAAUAAUGCGUUUCAGCCCCAUAGCCGCUAUGAUUGCGUAG
This is a messenger RNA of Habropoda laboriosa, 810 nucleotides long. RefSeq lists its product as uncharacterized. Bases 1 to 810 code for a protein of 269 amino acids. The record is from RefSeq and is a predicted model, not a curated record. Lineage: Eukaryota; Metazoa; Arthropoda; Insecta; Hymenoptera; Apidae. The transcript has 5 exons.